GGCAUUGACACAUGCAUUUCUUGGAGAAAUUUGAGAAAAAUGUCGUCAAAGUCGGACUCAAGAAAACAUCGAAGCCACGAUGAUUACGAUAGACAUCGUAACAAUAGACCAAGAUCUCGCAGUAGAAGUCCGGAAAUUAGAAACAGAAAAAAGGAUGGUAAAUCCCAUCGCUCUGAAAAAUCGAGUGGUUCUCACAGAAGACCAGAGAGAGAGGAAGAUGUCUGGAGAAAACCAGAAAGAAAAGGAGACAACCACCGAAGAGCAGACAGAGAAGAGCCGAUAGUGAGGAAAAUCAAGUCUGAACCAGCUGAUAAAGGCUAUAGAAAAUAUGAGUUUCCUGAGAGAAGGGAGAAAGAAAAGGAAUCAAGAAGUCGAUGGGACGAUGAUGAUAAGGUAGAGAACACAAGACAGGGUGGUGAUAGGAGAGGUAGUAGGCAGGAAGUACCGCAGAUCAGAAUUAAACAAGAACGUGAGCACAAUGAUGAGCGGAGGAGAGAACAUAGGCAGCAGGUCGGGGAUGCAAAUCCGUUCCAAACAACUGAUCAGAAUGCAGGAGAAAAUGCUCCUCCUGCACCAAAGGAAGAACCCAAUUUUGGGCUGUCGGGAGCCCUUACUGAAGACACUAAUACAUUCCGUGGGAUAGUGAUCAAGUACAAUGAGCCUCCGGAGGCUCGAAAGCCAAAGCUGCGAUGGCGGCUUUAUGUGUUUAAGGGAGACCAAGAGUUGCCCACAUUGUACAUCCAUCGACAGAGUGCCUACCUUCUGGGUCGAGAGAGGUUGAUAGCGGAUCUGCCCAUCGAUCAUCCCUCGUGUUCCAAGCAGCAUGCAGCCAUCCAAUACAGGCUCGUCGAGUACGAGAAGAAUGAUGGCACGAUGGGCAAGAGAGUUAGACCUUACAUCAUUGACCUAGAAUCAGCCAAUGGCACAUUUCUGAACAACAAGCAGAUAGAGCCAAAGAGGUACUAUGAGAUGAAGGAAAAAGAUGUGCUCAAGUUUGGAUUUAGUUCAAGAGAAUACGUUGUCCUUCAUGAUAAAACAACCGCAGGGGACAUUGAAGAUGAAGGAGAAAUUUGACAGGAUAUGAAUACA
Molecule: messenger RNA, 1089 nt
Organism: Lytechinus variegatus (green sea urchin)
Lineage: Eukaryota; Metazoa; Echinodermata; Echinoidea; Temnopleuroida; Toxopneustidae
Product: smad nuclear interacting protein 1-like
Exons: 2
Coding region: 40-1074 (344 amino acids)
Biological process (GO): miRNA processing
Cellular component (GO): nucleus
Molecular function (GO): protein binding; mRNA binding
Source: RefSeq, a predicted model, not a curated record